Messenger RNA from Meleagris gallopavo (turkey), 1085 nucleotides. Lineage: Eukaryota; Metazoa; Chordata; Aves; Galliformes; Phasianidae. The record is from RefSeq and is a predicted model, not a curated record.
AUGGUAAGGGACGGCCCGUUGCUGAGGUUUUCCUCGGUUGGGAACCUAAAGAUGAAAGGGAGAUCAUCACAGCAGAACGAGUCUGCCUGCGCCAGCGGGAGAGCUGCCUGCAUGGAACUGCAGACGCAGUCGGCUGUGGUGGAGUUCAUCAUCAACCACACGGACGUCCUCUUCCGCUCCAAAUCCGGAUCCGACGUCGCAGGUGGAGCAGGGCCCAGUUCUCUCUCAGGGCCCAAGUCUGUGUGGGUGUCUUCUCCUGCCACAGAGCUGCUCACCCUGGAGGAGGCACAGGCAUGGAGGCGAGGCCACAGCAGCUCUCCUGUCGUGACGCAGAGCAGGGACAUAGAAGUGGAAGGGGGCCCCGCAGCUGUGCAGGGCAAAUUCCACACAAUUCUCGACUUUCCAUCUGAAAGACAAAGUCCAGCCGGCAAGAUGAAGGAAUCACCGGCUGGCUCUGGGUGUUCCUGCUUCAGCCUAAGAAAACCAUCCUCUGUGGCCAAACGCCAACUGCAGUGCCGUCCCAGGGAGCCCUCAGAGACAGAAGUUAUAGUUUUGGCAGGUGAAUCGAGCCCUUGUCAACCCAGAAGAUCCAGAGCAAGUAGCGAUGGUGCGCUGUGUGCUUCCCUGAAUGGAGAGCUCUUAGGAAGCACGAAUCGCUGCGGUUCCGAUGACAGCCUUCCACAGACCAACAGCGAUGGAGAGAAGGAGCUCAUCCAAGUUCAUGCCCUCAUUUCUCCCAGCUCUGCUGAAGAUGCUGACCCGAGCCAGCCAGCCAGUGCAGUCACCAGCCUGGACUGUGACCCAGCGCCUCUGCAGUGUAGCCCAGCCCAAGCACAACCCGGGUGCCCCGACAGCAGCACCUCCAUGGGGGAGCAGGUCAGCAUCAGGGAGGAGAAGCCGAGCCUCAUGGAGGGGGACUUAGAAUCAGGCCUCCAGCCCCAGGCACUGGGCAGCAGCACUGAGAGCUCUGAGCCACUCUCUUCAUGACAAGAGAGGAUGAGUUCCAUCUUUACCCUGGACCUCUCACACCGUCCAAUCUUUUAUAUAAUAAUAAAAGCACACUCAUGCUCAAUCAACACCUUGAC